GCUUGGAGAAGCUGUUCAGAUUAAACUCCAUCCAGCGCGUUGCUCAGGCGUAGAUGUUGCCUGAGACUUCGGCCGUGGGUUGGGGGAAGGAGGGCAAAUACCAGGAGGAAAAAAAACACGGGAAGCACUUCCACCCAGGCAUUCCUGCGCAGUGCGGUUUGGGUGGAUGCUGCCCAGAUCCUGCUGAACCCCUUCUCAGCCACAGCCUUUAUUUACUCUUGUCACACAUUUAUUUUUGUCCUUCAGAAAUAGACAUGGUUCAGUUAAUAAUGUCUUUGUUAAUACUGCUGUUUGUUUUAGCAUGACAAGUUAUUUUAAAGCACAAAACAAUAAAUAAUUUCGCUUAGCCUCUAAAGACGACAGUAGUAAUUACAGUCCUGUGAAGCAUGCUUCCAAAAAACAUCUGACACAACAAGUUUUGAACAUGAAGUUGAGUUUUAAAAAAUCUUUACAGGCGAAUUAAUGACCAUUCUGUUUCAUGUUCUAAACCAUUGAAAGGCUGAGGACAAGAGAAACACGUGAUAUCCAAAACAGGCUUUAAUCAAAUGGGAUAAAACCAUUAAAAAGUAAAGUUGGGCACUUUCUUUGUUUUUCUUUGUAAGUUUUUUAUGAUUUCUUUGUAAUUCAUUUGUUAGAGGAUUUUUUGGCUUUCUUACAUGGGUGGCUUUGGUUUAGAGAAAUUCUUGUGACUUGCAGGAACACUUCAUUUCUCAAGCAAGUAUCUUGCUUGUCAGAUUAGCAUGUUGUGUCUGUACCUUAUUGCUGACCUUCAGUGUGUUGGGAUAGCAGGGCAGGUACUUUCAAAUCUUGGCACCUGGCAGGAAGAAAGGAGAAGGUAGCGUUACAAAAAUAAGUUAGCUUGUUCAUUUUGGCAGGAAAAAAUAGAGCAAAAAAAGCAAAGCAGAAGGGGGGAAAGGAAGGACGUACACAAGCCAGAAAAACAAGGAGUGGCUUUUCAGAGUUGAUUAGUUGGAGAUAAUCUUCAAGGUCCUGACCUGUUCUAUUCAGGUCUGAACUUUCUGCAGAAAUGGCUGAGCUCUCUGCUCUCGUGGUUUUCUGUACUUCUGCUGUCCCACAUGGAUGAUAGAGGAAUAAUUUGCAUUAAAGAUGUUUCUUGGAGGUAAAAUUAAUGUCACUGACUGACCACAGAAAUGAAAACAAAUUCAAAUCAAAUAAACUUUCUGCUCCACCUCCUUAAAAUCAGAAUAAAGUGACCUAGCUUUGUAGUAGUGCCAUUUGAGUAGAAUCAAACAUUCUUUUAUGUGUGGCAUGCAAGUUUCUCUAAGUUUUGCAUGUAUUUGAAAGAUUAAGAGAUGAGAAGGUUAGAAAUUUUCCAGUCAAAACUCUCCUGGACACAAUCCCAUGCAACCUGCUGUAGGUGAACCGGCUUUAGCAGUGAGAGGGUUGGACUAGAUGAUCUCCAGAGGUCCCUUCCAACCCCAGUCAUUUUGUGAUGUGAAAAUAUUAGGCUGUUUUUAGCUGUUGUUUUUAUUUCUUUAAUGUGCCUUACUUAGUGGACGUGAACAUGGAGGUAGACUUCUCAGAUUUUCUUUCUUACUGAGCUGUGUUUCCUGCUCCUUUAUGAGGUCUUGUGAUUACUUUUUCAAUGACACUUCAUUAAAGUACAAGGUAAUCAUGUUAUAGUAGCUUUAAUUCAUCAUCAUCUGAAAAAAACCCAGUAGAUAAUGAAAUUACUAAAGAUUGGAUAACCUUGUUUGCCAGCUUUUAGAGGCAGUGGUUGUGUAGAAUAAGCACGCAGUGCUCUGCUGAAGAUAAUUUAAAAUAAUGCUUUUGGGAUAAAUGUUACAGUACUGAGAUUUAGGGAAAUGAAACUGCAGUGAAAUCUACUAGUAAAGACUUCUUUUUCUUUCCCUUUGCAAUGCUGUUCAGGAUGUUUGCAGUCCACUGUGCUUGAGACUGCACCUGGAGGCAAGGGAUGUGAAGGGCACUGGAAAAGGCUUCUGUGGAGACGCCACAGUGGUGAAAUGGUGACUAGGGAGAAUUUGGGGCUGGUGCUAAAUGGCACAGGAGACCUGAUGUCACAAGGUUGAGGGCAACAUUUUUGCUUUGAUCUUUAUUUGCAAGGCCUGUUUCCAGCUUUCUCAAGUCCCUGGGUGUAGCCACAUGGGUCUGACAGAGUGAGACACUUCUUUGUCUAUGGUAGAAGAGGAGCAAGUGAGGGGCAGGCCGGUUCUGUGAGGCAUGCAUUGGAUGGGAUGCCUCCAAGGGAGCUGGCCAGUGUCAUUCAUGGAUUGUUUUGGGCUUGAAGGGACCUUAAAGAUCAUCUAUUUUCAAGCACCCUGCUGUAGGCAGGGACACCUUGUGAGAAUGGUCUCCGAAAGGCAGUGGAUUUGUUGGCAGGAGGGCUCCCAAUGUCUGGAAGAAAGAAAAUGUCACAUCUGGCUUCAAGGAGGAAGAGGAUAUGAGGAAACUACAGGCUGGCCAGCCUAACCUUAGCCUUGAGAAAUAUUAUGGGGCAAAUCCUCCUGACAGCCAUGUCUUGCAAGGCAAGAAAUUGUCUGGGUUAGGGAAUAGCUGGAAUGGAUUAGCCAAAGUCAAAUCUUGUCUGACCCAUCUGAUUGCCUUCUGUGAUGGGAUGAGAGGCUUAGGGUACCAGUGAAUGUUGUUUACAUUGGCUUGAAUGGUGGUUGAGGAGAUAACCUCAGAUCCUGGAGGCAGUGGGCACAGGCUGUGGCAAGCAAAGUUCAAAUGUGUGUAAGGAACGGCUUCUUUACAGCAAGAGUGGUCACUGGAACAGGUUCCCAGGAAGUGUCAGGGAAUCUCCAUCCUUCAAGAUACUAGAAACUCAAGUGGCCAGGGCCCCAAGCAGCCUCCAGACUUCAGAGUUAGCUCUGCUUUCUGCAGGGAUUGUACAAGAUCAUCUGUAGACUUCCCUGAAUUAUGCUCUGAUACUCAACACACUGUGGAGUUCUGGUAAUAAAGUACCGUAUCAGAUGCAACUUAAACCAGUUCCUAUGCCAUACAAGUUUUUAACCUCUGUCUCUUUAAAGUCAGAUGCUUUGGAGCAUCCUAACAUGGUGUGGGAAGUGAAGACAAAUCAAAUGCCUAAUGCAGUUCAGAAACUCCUUCUGGUAGUGGACAAGAGAACUUCAGGAAUGAACGAGUCACUGGAGUUGCUGAAGUGUAAUGAAAACCUGCCCUCUUCUCCUGGAUAUGCAUCCUGUGAUGAGCACAUGGAACUUGAUGAUCUUCCUGAAUUACAGGCUGUGCAGACAGAUUCUACCCCACCUGCACUUUUUCAGCUUGGUGCUGAUGUUUCACAUCAGGAAUGUUCAAGGCCUUCAUGGAGCCAACAUACCUCAAACAGCAAUCCAGAAAAUGCUUAUUCUUGUGAGAAUGGGGUGAACUGGUUGACAGAAUUAGCAAAUAUAGCCACAAGUCCUCAGAGUCCUUUGAUGCAGUGCGCUUUUUAUAACAGAUCAUCUCCUGUUCACAUAAUAGCUACAAGCAAAAGUUUACAUUCCUAUGCACGUCCUCCACCAGUAGCUUCAAACAAUGAUCCUAACUUCUCCAAGAAUGAUGUGGAUGAAACACCAGUCAGACACGAAAGGGCGAAUAGUGAAUCAGAAUCUGGCAUUUUCUGCAUGUCAUCACUUUCAGAUGAUGAUGAUUUAGGAUGGUGCCAUUCCUGGCCUUCAACUGUUUGGCAUUGUUUUCUAAAAGGCUCUCGUUUGUGCUUUCAUAAAGGACGCAAUAAAGAAUGGCAGGAUGUUGAAGAGUUUGCAAGAUCUGAAAGCUGUGGAAAAGAGGAAGAUCUCCCAGUGAGCCCUUACAAGGACUAUGGUUCCAAUGGUCUAAAGUUGAUUUCUCACGAAGAAAGUAUUUCCUGUGGUGAGUCAGUGCUGAAGCUGACUUUUGAUCCUGGCACAGUGGAGGAUGGCUUGCUUACCGUAGAAUGCAGACUCGACCAUCCAUUUUAUGUUAAAAAUAAAGGUUGGUCAUCUUUUUAUCCAAGCUUGACUGUGGUACAGCAUGGCAUUCCAUGCUGUGAAAUGCAUCUUGGAGAUCUGUGUCUACCUCCUGGACACCCUGAUGCCAUUAACUUUGAUGAUUCAGGUGUUUUUGAUACAUUUAAAAGUUACGAUUUCACACCGAUGGACUCCUCUGCAGUGUAUGUGCUCAGCAGCAUGGCCCGCCAGCGCCGCGCCUCUCUGUCCUGUGGAGGAUCAAACAAUCAGGAUGCUGAGAGAUCAGAAUGCAGUAAUAAAAACUGUGCCUCUCCUGCAUCGUCACAUCUUUCCUCCAAUCCUUUGUACAGCAAAGCUGGCAAAAGCCACAGCUCAGGGACUGCAAGUACUGUGAGUGCCACUUCUCCAAACAAGUGCAAAAGACCAAUGAAUGCCUUCAUGCUUUUUGCCAAAAAAUACAGAGUUGAAUACACUCAGAUGUAUCCAGGGAAAGACAACAGAGCCAUAAGUGUGAUACUCGGGGACAGGUGGAAGAAGAUGAAAAAUGAGGAAAGACGGAUGUACACACUAGAAGCCAAGGCCUUGGCAGAAGAGCAGAAACGUUUAAAUCCUGACUGUUGGAAAAGAAAACGAACAAAUUCUGGCUCACAACAGCAUUAAGCCAGAAUUUUUCUGUUAACUGUGUUUGCAAAAUGGCUGUUGCUCAAUGGCAAGAAGAUGCAAAAGAUCAAGGUCUUACUAUUUUUUGUGACUCUGUGUGACCAUAAAAUACUGGCACCAUCAAGUCGGAAAUGAUCUGAGUGCAGAUUUGCUUUUUACAAUAGAACAUUAAGUAAGCUAAAACUAUCAGCAUUUUAAACCAAAUUGCCUUAUUUUUCUUCCAAACUUCAUAUAUGUAUCAGGUAAUAUAGGCUUGAAAAUGGAUAUCCUGUGGUGCUAAAGUACUUUAGAAAGAGGCGAAGGAGAUGUGUAUAAAUGUUUAUUUUUAAAAGAAAAUGUACAAAAAGGGGAAUUUUAAAAUAUGUAACAGCUGUUUAUAUACAUUGAUUCUUAUUGCUGAUUAAUAUGUAUUGCACAACCAUAUUAUUAAUUGCAAUUCUGGGGCCUGGGGUUUUCUGAAAUGGCAAAGUGUAUUAUCAGUCUCCAGCUUCCCAGCCUGCCCCGCUGCCAGCAAGUUACCAGAACGUGUGGGAAUGGAGAGCAUGGUGUGAUGUAGCAAAGGAGCUGCUGCUUGGGAUGCCACUUAUAAAACCUGUAUCCACAAGGGAGAUAUUUUUGCAUCGGCUGGCACUAGUGAGAGCUGUCAUUUCAUGGUGGAAACAAUGGCCUGGGAGAGGAUGAAUGAAAAAAUAACGUUAUCUCAAGAAAAAUGGUGCUGUUGAUACCAUCACCAUCAUAGUUAUAACUCUGUGUUUUGUCUUUGCCACAUAUUCUACAAUAUUUUAUUUUGCCAUAAGACAUCUUUAUGGUGGGGGCAAACUUUGCACUUAACUAUACGUGCAACACUUGCACUUUACUUUUUUUUCUCCUCCAACUGUCUAAAAUUAGAGCAACUGCAUUAGGAUUACAAUUUGCUUCUGCUGUGAACUUUUACAAUCAUGGCUUUUCCUGUACUAAACAGCUGUGCGUUGUUUUUUUUUUAAGAAUCACAACUGUAAAUUUCAGUUUAUGACACGUCUACAUGAUGUUGCCCCUAAGAUUUUUGCACACUAUAUUCUUGUAUAUUAUUUCAAAUAAAUUCAUUAAAAUUUGGUGUUGUGUAUUUUAUAAAAUGAAGAAGACCAAUCACUAAUUCAGCCCUGCAGCAGUGAGCAUGUUCUGCCUGGAAGUCUUUACAUGAACCCAUCCAAAGUAUAUUUUUAUGCUUUACCAUUAGGAAGAUGUUGAAGAAUUUCAAAUACUGAUUUCCGGAUUCAAUAGUCAAUGUUCUUUAUUAGAGUUUAAGCAAAAAGAGAGUUGAAAUAAAUAUAAAUUAUUUCUAAGCAAGUAGCAGUGCAAUAGAGAAUCAUUUAGGUUAGUUAUAAAUAUUUUUCCUUCUGUUAAAAUUAGUGAUUUUUACAUGGAAACUGAUGAUUCUAGCAUUUCAUAAGUUCAGUUUUCUGAAUAAGGCUAAAAUGUAUCCAACUGUUUAAAACCAUACUUGUAGGAAAAGAGCUGCUUCCUUAUUUGAGAUAUUCAGCAAUUAUACUGUAAUAUUUGACUUCUAAUUUUACACUUUUCUAAAUUCAAAAGGAAUGCUUAAGAAUGUUUCAAUUAGAUGUAGACUUACAGCACAUAAAAGUUGUACAAUUUCCUUAUAAUAUUUCUGUAUAAGUUCCUGUAAUGUGAAAGUAAAGCAAGAAGACAAGUUUCAGAGAUGAAGUAGGUAAACACGUUUCAUUGUAAAGCUUCUGUAUUUGGGAAUAAUUUACAUGAACUGUAAAUACAUUUGUGGCACCAAA
This is a messenger RNA of Pipra filicauda (Wire-tailed manakin), 6370 nucleotides long. RefSeq names its product HMG-box transcription factor 1 (gene HBP1). Gene Ontology annotation, molecular function: RNA binding; DNA-binding transcription factor activity, RNA polymerase II-specific; protein binding. Gene Ontology annotation, biological process: regulation of transcription by RNA polymerase II. Gene Ontology annotation, cellular component: nucleus. The transcript is spliced from 10 exons. The coding region runs from base 2955 to 4589 and encodes 544 amino acids. The record is from RefSeq and is a predicted model, not a curated record. Lineage: Eukaryota; Metazoa; Chordata; Aves; Passeriformes; Pipridae.